UCUAAUGGGAGCUAAUCAAAGUAAUCAACAAGCAUAACAAGAAAAGAAGCGUCCAAGAAAGAGAGAUCUCUUGAUGGGCUUGUGUAUGAGUUAACUACAACCCAAGGAUGCGUAAGCGAGAAGCAGAUUGUAAAAGAGUCUUUCUGAGAAUAUGAAAUGUCAAACACAAGACAUAUUAACGUAAUUUAUUUGUUUACAUUCUUAGUAAGAUGAGUGACGAGGAAAUGCCUAAGCAUUCAAUUAAAAUAUUACAAUACUUUUUAAAUUUCCUUACAAUCAAGGAGUGUAUGCAACUCAAGCUGGUUAAUAGAAAACUGAAAUUCAUGAUCGAAAUGAGUAGCAACAUCUACUCAAACUUUCUCAGUCAAUAUUAUUUGAGAAAGUUGUAGUUACACUGUUUUGUAGAAUAUGGAUUACAUCGGGGAUUUGUGUCUGUAUUCUCUGAACAAUUAUUGAAUAUUGAGACAAACUAGGAUGAAUCCUGGAUACGGAUAUAUGCAAAUUUCCAUAAAAGCAUGUAAUUCAAUUUUUAGAUUAUUCCUUAGAUCCUAAUUGAGGAGAAUUGAAGAAGAGAUAUCGUCUCAUUUUAGCAUUGAUUAUUCCAUAACAGAAAAAAUACUAGAAAUCUGCAGAAAUCCCACAUUCCCUAUUCCAAUUUUGACUGAUGACGUCCUUAAACAAUCAACCACAAGUUGGUUUCAGUUAGAACUUGCCUAAAAAACAACUGACUACAGUGCUGUGGAAAGAGUCCCCCUCUUAGAUUAAUUGACAGAUAAAUUAUAUGACGAAUGCGAGGCCACUUUCAAUAAAGACAAUAUAAAACACACCCAAUUAUUAUUUGAAUUAAGAUGGAUAAUCAUCGACAACUUUAUAAAGGAUCCAAGUUCCUUAGAUUAAGAUAAUGUUCCAAUAUUGUUAAAGUUACUGGCUCAACUACUUCAUUUCAUUUAUCAAAGGUGCAUUUUUAGUAGAAAUGUCUUGACCAUCAUUAAGUAAAACAAGAAGCCAGCCUUAUUUUUAAAUAUGUAUUCAGUGUUGUGGGAAUCCUUCAUUGGAAUUGUUUGGGCACUAAAUAGAUCCCUUAAGAAGAUGUAUAAUAAAUUGGAUUAGUUAUUUAAUAAAUACUACACAACCUAAUUCCCUUAAAUCACAUUCACUAGUGCACUGGUUAGAUUGUGGACAUAGAUUGUAAUCAAAGGUACCAAGAAUGUUGAAAAUGAUCCUAUAGAAAAUGAAUUGUUCUUAUCUUUUGAUACAAUUUUGAGAAAUAAAAGAAACUUAUUAUUUGAGUAUUUCACCAAAGAUUAAAUCAAAAAUCAGAAACAAUCAAUAAGUCAUAUUGUUGAUGACGAUUAUUUUAAAUACUGUUCAAGUGCAGUUGAUAGUUUGUUAAACAAAUUUACCUCAAAUAUCCUUGACUUAUCCUUACAUGAACAAAGUAUUCAUUGGAUUGGACAUUCUUAAGUUAAAGUUGGAUAACUCUAUGGAUAAAUCCUAGAAAUUGUAGUCAAAUAGACAAAUGAACUUUAUAAUCAAGCAUCCAUAUAAUUCUCUACAAACUUUACUGUCUUUAAAGAUUACAUAUUAGGUAUUUAAUAUCAUCUAUACCUUAGCUGAAACCAGAUACAUGUAAGAAAUCCUGAAUCAAUGGACCGUAUAAGUGUGUAUCUUACCGAUCGGAAUAAAUUACUUGUAUGACAAAAUUAAAAUCAACCUCAGACAAUAUGUUCUAUCUUGUUAAUUGAACUCCUGCAUUGAAGAGUAGAGAAAUUUUGAGGAGAAUAUUUUGGAAUCUUAGAUUAUACCCCCAACUCUUCAAUUUAUCAAAUUUAAUGAACCAGACGAAUUAUCAUCAAGAAUUGAGAGAGAAGAUUCUAUCUUAGAAAGUUUCAUUUGCUAAAUAUUGAAAGAAGAGGUAACACAACCUGUAGGAUUGUCUCGAAUGGUUUAAUAACAUCAACAGCAAUCAAUUUACUAGCAAUAGUUUAAUUUGCCUAAAAUCUCCUCAACUAAGCAACAAAGCAUUGUGGAAGGAGAUUACAGUAAACUCAGAAUGCUUUCAACUUUCUCUGCAAGUACUAGAGUUAGUUAAGUUACAUAAAUUACUAGUGUUCUUAGUUAAUAGAUACUUUCAUCCAUAAGAUCAAACCUCAAUAUGUUCUAGGUCAAGGAUAUUAGGUAUAAAUUGGAGAACAAUUAAUGGGCCACUUAUUUAAAGGACAUCCAUAUUUUGGAAGUAGAAAAUAAAAUCAAAAUUGAUAAGAGAAACAACCAAAUCUAAAUGAGAAAUUUCAUGAGACAAAUACCUUAAGAUUUAGAAGAAUCAUUUAACAAUAUCAUCGAUUUUACAAAGAUCUGGAAUUUGUUAGAUACUCAAAACAUCUACUUAGCAACAGACGAUGUGGCCAAUAUUGAAAUAAAUAAACAGUUUCCUUAAAGAGUUUUCAGCGAAAUCCAAUUUGGAGAUGGGCUGUUUGCAUCAUAUUUCUAAUAAGUAUGA
Paramecium octaurelia is the source of this 2500-nucleotide messenger RNA. NCBI's taxonomy places the organism in Eukaryota, Ciliophora, Oligohymenophorea, Peniculida, Parameciidae. The record is from the annotation of a GenBank genome assembly.